This is a messenger RNA of Panicum hallii, 1456 nucleotides long. Its product is annotated as cysteine proteinase 2. Gene Ontology annotation, molecular function: cysteine-type endopeptidase activity. Gene Ontology annotation, cellular component: lysosome. Bases 71 to 1156 code for a protein of 361 amino acids. The transcript has 8 exons. NCBI's taxonomy places the organism in Eukaryota, Viridiplantae, Streptophyta, Magnoliopsida, Poales, Poaceae. The record is from RefSeq and is a predicted model, not a curated record. Gene Ontology annotation, biological process: immune response.
CGCCAGCCGUCCAGCGCCUAUCUCCCGCACGACCAGAGCCAGUAAAAUAUUUGCCCAUUCCGCCGGCGAGAUGGCCCACCGCCGCCUGCUCGUCCUCGCCGUCCUCGCCCUCGCGGCCGCCGCCGCCGCCGCCGACGAGCCCGGCUUCGCCGAGUCCAACCCGAUCCGCGCCGUCACCGACCGCGCGGCCUCCGCGCUCGAGUCCACCGUCCUCGCCGCGCUCGGCCGCACCCGCGACGCGCUCCGCUUCGCGCGCUACGCCGUCAGGUACGGCAAGAGCUACGAGAGCGUGGCGGAGGUCCACAAGCGGUUCCGGAUCUUCUCCGAGAGCCUCGAGCUCGUCCGCUCCACGAACCGGAAGGGCCUCCCCUACCGCCUCGGCAUCAACCGCUUCGCGGACAUGAGCUGGGAGGAGUUCCGCGCGACCCGGCUCGGCGCCGCGCAGAACUGCUCCGCCACGCUCGCCGGCAACCACCGGAUGCGCGCCGACGCCGCGCUCCCGGAGACGAAAGACUGGAGGGAGGAUGGGAUCGUGAGCCCAGUGAAAAACCAGGGCCACUGUGGAUCUUGCUGGACCUUCAGCACUACUGGUGCACUUGAGGCUGCAUACACCCAGGCAACUGGCAAGCCCGUCUCUCUUUCUGAGCAACAGCUUGUUGACUGCGCUGGUGCAUACAACAAUUUCGGAUGCCACGGAGGCCUUCCGUCCCAGGCCUUUGAAUACAUCAAAUACAAUGGUGGCCUUGACACUGAGGAAUCUUACCCUUACCAGGGUGUAAAUGGAGUCUGCCAUUUCAAGGCUUCAAAUGUUGGAGUCAAAGUUUUGGACUCGGUUAACAUCACCCUGGGUGCUGAGGAUGAACUGAAGGAUGCUGUUGGUCUGGUUCGCCCUGUUAGCGUUGCCUUCGAGGUGAUCAAUGGUUUCAGGCUGUACAAGAGCGGAGUUUACACUAGUGACCACUGUGGAACUACUCCUAUGGAUGUGAACCAUGCUGUUUUGGCUGUUGGCUAUGGUGUUGAAAAUGGUGUCCCCUACUGGCUCAUCAAGAACUCAUGGGGCGCUGACUGGGGUGACGAUGGUUACUUCAAGAUGGAAAUGGGCAAGAACAUGUGCGGUGUUGCUACUUGUGCAUCCUACCCUGUUGUCGCGGCAUGAGGCCCACAAGGAUUGUUCCAUGGUUUGCUUGGCGUCAAUAAUACAUGUUUAGCCUGAGCAUGUUGAUGGGUUAUACAAAUACCCUGUUGUGAAUAGACAAUCGUAAAGGGAAUGAAUUAGCCCCCGCUUGUACGUCUCUCCCGUAUGGUCGUGUAGGUAGAUUGUCAGUUGGGGCUCCAAACUACUCAUACGUGUCCAUGCUAUUCUAUUGAGGUGAAAUUGUAAACAUGGUACCACAUGCAGAUUACAGACGGGACAUUUUUAUCAUAUAAUAAUGCACCAUAUUCAGAUUAUAUGUCA